UGAGGAUGAAGAAGUAGAUGAUCCAACGUAUAAUCCAGGUCAACUCCAAACUGCUAGACAAGCUACUGAAGCAAUACAGUUCAUUGCUCUUGUAACAAAUCAGUUCUGGAAAAGAUGGCAUAAGGAAUAUCUUAUUGCUAUAAAAGACAUCAAUAAAGUACUGAGAAAACAAUCCAGAAACAAACAAUUAGUACCAGAAUUGGGUGAAAUUGUACUAAUAAAAGCAGAAAAUGUACCCAGAGGAGCAUGGCAAUUAGGAAAAGUCAUGAGAAAGAUAUACCAUAAUGAUGGAUUCAUAAGAUCAGUUGAACUCUUAACUAGAGGAAGGAGAAUUGAAAGAGCUUUAGACUUGGUAUUUCCAUUAGAAUUAAGCUCUCCGUUAAGAGAAAGUGCUGAUACUACAUUUGAAGAAGCUCCGGAUGAGCCAGAAGAAGUACAUAGAGUAUUAAGAAGUCAGACAAGAAGUCAGACAGAAAGUCAGCAUGAAGAAAUGCCUGACGAAACUUAUGAA
This is a messenger RNA of Auanema sp. JU1783, 511 nucleotides long. The record is from the annotation of a GenBank genome assembly. NCBI's taxonomy places the organism in Eukaryota, Metazoa, Nematoda, Chromadorea, Rhabditida, Rhabditidae.